ACCUUCACCGCCAAGGCAGCAUACACCCCAAGCCAUCAUGUCAACCUUCGACACACACUUCUUCUCCGGGCACACGCCUGCGAACCCCCUCGAUCAUCCUACAGAUCACUCUCCGUUUCACGACGAUAUGACUUACCUGGGGCAUACACCCACGGCCACACACCCUUCUCAGCCCCCAGCAGCUCCGCAGCCCUUUGGUCAAGCUCAGCAAACUGGUGCGACGAACGCGGCUGAAAGCCCGUUUAAUCAUCCUUUGCAGCACCCCGGUAACUUCUUCACGACGCCGAGUAGCGCGUCUUCUUCCUCCCACCGCUCGGACUUCAACACCGGUUUCGGCUGGUCCGAACAAAAUCAAGGCCAGCAGUCAAACGGCCAUCAAGAGCACUCGUCUGGUGGUGGAAGCGAUAUGUCCUCCGGCAUGAUCUCCGCCGCAGACCUCGUCUCCCUCGGAGACUUGAAUAACCCUAUCUCAUCCUCCACUGACCCACGCGGGUUUCAUGUUGCUCGUCCACAUGCAUCAUCGUUCUCCGCGCAUUCAUUCUCGCAGAGUCCGAUGUUUGACCACGGUGGGUAUCUCGCACAGCGUGCCGGGGGUUUUGGAACGCCUUUUACGCCAAAUACGCCGUUUACGCCGGCGAAUGCGGCGGGGGGUGGGGCGCCACAAGAUUAUUUCGGGAGUCCGACGUUGGCGAGUGGGGAUGGGAAUCCUUUACACACCCCUGCCGUCGCGAUUCCGUUGUCGAAUCGUCGUGCGUCGGGGGGUACGGCCCGUCGUCCGAGCCUGUUGAAUCAAGUUACGUAUGGGAAUGGGAUGGGGAUGUCGCCGACUGGGCAUUCGCCACCGGGAUCGCGUCCGGGGUCCUACCCAUAUCCGGAGAGUGCUAUCGUCGAAGACGACGUCGCGAGCAUGGUUGGUGUCCCGACCGGAUUCUUGACGGGACCUAUUAAAGGUGACGCGACCCAACAAGCCGAGAAGAGACGCAAAAGACGUGAAAGUCACAACGCAGUCGAACGUCGCCGUCGCGACAACAUCAACGAAAAAAUCAAGGAACUCGCAAACCUUCUCCCCAUGGAAGAUGGCUCAUUCCCUAACGUCACCGGCGCCAGUGAACGCAGGAACUCCACCUCGGGCGGGGAUGGCGAGGGCGGAGCCGGGGGCAACAAGAGGAGUCCCGGGGCGGAGGCAAAGUUGGAGAAGGAGAGGACCAAUAAGGGGAUCGUGUUGAGUAAGAGUGUUGAUCAUAUUCGGUAUUUGAAUGCCCGCUGCGCGGAACUUGAGGCGAGGAACCGCGAACUUGAGAUGGUGCUUAGGGGAGGUGGUGGAAACCAUACCGCCCUGUUGAAUACCCAAGCAAACAAUACGAUGCCGGGGGUCAACACGCAAGGUGUUCACCAUGCGUUUAACUUUGCUUCUCCGUUUGGUGGGCAGCAAAACGCGAACUGUAACGGGAAUGGAGGUGGUGGAGGGAUGGUGGCGAAGAUUAAAGAGGAGGGGAAUCAUGGGAGUGGACACGUCUCUGAAGAUGAGUUCAUGCCCCGUGGGUUCGGUGGUGGUGGUGGGACGAGGUUGAUGGAUGAGUCGUAAAUGGCUCUCUAGUCAUCGAAGCUUUGAGGUGUCGAACUUGGAACGGUGACACUCGGUGCUUUGUUUUUCGGGGAGGUAGUGGAGUCGUGUAAGACGAGUGUGUAGGACUGUACUGGCUUAUUCGGUAUGGUUGUUUCUUUUGGCAUGCUCUUUCGUUGUUCUGGUUCUCGGUCCGGGUUUCCGGCGUUUUUGUACUCCCUUUGGAUUGGUGAUGAGAAGUGAGUUGAAGUUUGGGAUUUCACUUGGGCUCUCGCGGGAGAGAGGAUGAUGUGUACGAUUAGGAUGUAGUAAUUCGCAUUUGGUAUUGUGC
Molecule: messenger RNA, 1895 nt
Organism: Saitoella complicata NRRL Y-17804
Lineage: Eukaryota; Fungi; Ascomycota; Saitoellomycetes; Saitoellales; Saitoellaceae
Product: HLH-domain-containing protein
Exons: 1
Coding region: 38-1585 (515 amino acids)
Biological process (GO): regulation of transcription by RNA polymerase II
Cellular component (GO): nucleus
Molecular function (GO): DNA-binding transcription factor activity, RNA polymerase II-specific; RNA polymerase II cis-regulatory region sequence-specific DNA binding; protein dimerization activity
Source: RefSeq, a predicted model, not a curated record